AUGGAUAAAAUACAUUGCCUUUGUUGUACGGUUAUCAAUCUUACCAGACUUUUCAGACUUGAAUUCAAAAUGUGCUCAUCCCCGGUGUCUACAGCUUCGACCUUUGACGCCAAUUUAUUACAGCAGACUUUUGACAACGCCAUCGAGGAGACAUGUCGUAGCUUCGGGCUUUUUUCACCUUUUCAAGACAGAGAACGUCGAGAUGAUCUUGGGAAAAGUGGAAAAGACGGUGCAAGCCCUGCCGGUGUUGAAACAUCUCCUGUGGGUGAUUUAACGAGCGGUGCGCCGACAGCAGAACCUACCGAUGGCAUGACAUACGAAGGAAUACUCCAUAAUGAAAGACAAAAGAAAUUCCCCCGGUCAUACUAUCAUGUCGAAGAAAUGAACAAAGGACCGGUUGACUACGCACUCCGUUUGGCUCAAGUUCCUUCUCAGUACCAGUUGGAAUCUCUUUCGGAAAUGUAUGUAUGCGACUUUCCGAAGCUCUGCAAAAGGUACUGA
Messenger RNA from Haemonchus placei, 501 nucleotides. The record is from the annotation of a GenBank genome assembly. NCBI's taxonomy places the organism in Eukaryota, Metazoa, Nematoda, Chromadorea, Rhabditida, Trichostrongylidae.